GGUGGAUUGACAUCCGAAAUUAUAACGCAAAAGGGUAGUGCGGUCCUAGUAAAACAGCAAAAUAUAAAUAUUAUUAGACACUCGAAGUUGACGGUCGCGAAGACAAAGAUGAUAAGUACUUCAGUAGCGUAGUUGCAGAGCCACCCUAUCAGUUUUCAUAGGCUGAGUAGGCGACCCAUCCAAGAUGGCGCAAGUUCAGGGAGGGCCAGCGCCGGCCGUCGGCCCGCUGCAGCAGCGGCUUAACGCCCAUCGCAAUCGGGUCCGCGACCUGCACCAACAUUAUCCCUACCACAAGGACUUGGUCAUCGACUUUCUGCAGAACUUCGCGGACGAAAAAGUGCGGGACAACAAGUAUUGUUUUGUUGACGAUUGAUGCAUUUAUUUGAACCUGAGAGAGAGCAAAGGUUUUCGAUUCAAUUGCGGAGAAAUUUCCGUGCUGUAUGGAGGCUCAUAGAAACACAAAGGGACAUGGGAAUAUUUUUGCGUCAGAAAGACAUAUUUAGAAGACUCAGCAUCAAAACUAUUUAUGGUCAAUCGCAACUGUCCCAGGUAUGGAUACAAAAAGUACAUGAAGAUGCUUCAGGAUCUUGCGAACCACCAGCGAGAUACGCUGACCAUCGAGACGAAUGACCUCGCCGCUUGGUGCGAGAUGGUAGUGCGGAGCCCCGAUCCGAAGGCAGCCUACGCGGGGACCCUCUUUACGGGUGUAUCCAAGGAAAAAAAAAAUUGCCGUAGGGGUGCACCGUUUUUACAUUCGUUGACUCCUAUAAUGUCGCAGCACAUUUUCAAGUGUGAUUUGUAUUAUGCAGGAGCUACUUUUUUUCGCAACUUCGUGAUGUGAAACAGCGUCAAGUUUUGCACUUCGCAAUGCUUUCCUACAGCCAUUUUUUUUUUUGAUAUCGGGUGAUGACGAACACCAGGCGUUACGAGAAAUUUUUCUUCGAGAAAAUGACUAGUCUGCUUCCCCAGCCGGACCACAACGUUUCUUGCGAUCCCCAGGUGCUUCGGCGCUAUGCUUUGUCGAAGCAGUUCCUCGCGAGUAAAAAGAAUGAGGAUGAGGCUGCGGAGGCGGAACUAGGCGCGGAGCCGGACGCCAAAAAAAACAGCCCGCAGUACCGCAUCCCGGAGAAGUUGAUGUACCCGUUCGACGUGCGGUUUAAGGAGACACGGCCAAAGGAAAACAUUGUUAACUGGGGGCUAAGGGACAUCAAGGCAACGGCGAUCGGAAAGCUGGUAUGACGCGACUGGAGAUUUUGAAAUUUCACAUCAACCCGGAGUGUUUAACGCUCUUCGCAUUUUUCCGUGUGCCGAACUGAUUUAGCUGGUGUUUCACUCUUGCUUCUGUAUCUUUACAUCAAUCAAUUGCUGAAUAUAUUAGUGUCGUUUUUCCUCUUCGAGGUUUGCUUCAACGGGCAAAUAACCCGCGUGUCCCCGGUGAAGCCGAAGAUGGAGGUCGCGACCUACCAGUGCACGUACUGCCAGUCGCGGGUGUUCCAGCCGAUCGAGGGGGACGAGUUCAUGCCCAUGCAGGACUGUCCCAGCACGUUCUGCAAGGACAACAAGACGACGGGCCUGCAGGAGGGGCCGCACCUGCCGCAGUGCAGGUUUGUGAAGUACCAAGAAUUGAAGGUGCAGGAGCUCGCGCGCGAGGUCCCCGUGGGGAGUAUUCCCCGAACGCUGACGGUGUUGGUGCAGGGCGACCUGUGCCGGACCUGCAACCCGGGUGAGGAGGUUACGCUCACCGGGGUGUUCAUCCCCCACGUGCAGAACGUGCUGGGGAAGCAGAUCACCAUCAUGUACGUGCACGCGCACGACAUCGUCAUGAAGAAACGCAGUGGCAAGGACGACGAGAACUCGCACGAGGCCAAGGCGCUGCUGAACCAGGUGGUGCAGGCGAGCAAGGACCCGCGGAUCUACGAAAAAUUGUCCCAGUCGAUCUCGCCGCAGAUUUUCGGCAUGGAGGACGUGAAGAAAGCCCUUUUGACCCUGCUCGUGGGUGGUUGCACCAAGAAACUCGGGGAUGGGAUGAAGGUCCGCGGGGAUAUCCACGUCUUGCUGAUGGGAGACCCCGGAGUGGCAAAAUCGCAGUUGUUGCGACAGGUACCGAAUAUUUAUUUUUGUGACAACUUCAACUGUUCGAUAGUUCCUUUGUUUGUUGUGUUGCACAGCACGGGGUGAAUAUUUGUUUGGGUGGAAUGAGGAUGCCACGAAUCUUCAUCAUCAAAAGCAGCCACCAAUGAAUAAGUACACACCUACAGGCGUCCAACAUCGCGGAGCGGGCAACGUACACCACGGGCAAAGGUUCCUCCGGUGUGGGUCUGACGGCGGCGGUGAUCCGCGACCAGCAAACGAACGAAGUGCAUUUAGAGGGCGGCGCGCUAGUGUUGUCCGAUGACGGGGUCUGCUGCAUCGAUGAAUUCGAUAAGAUGGAAGAGUCUGACCGAACGGCUAUCCACGAGGUCAUGGAACAGCAGACGGUUAGCAUCGCGAAAGCAGGUAUCGCUCUGCGACCACGUUUUUUGCGUCUGUAAGAAAGCGUUUGCUUAAUUUUAUGUGUGCGCUCGGUGCAAAAGGAAACCAAAAAGCUGGGCGUUAUUUUUCAUUUCAUGCGCUUAUUUUCGGCAGCCGAGAUGUGUCCUACUGAGAUUGGAAUGAAAAGAGCUCUAGUGUGAACGACAACUCUUUCCAGGCAUCACCACGACGUUGAACGCUCGCACUUCGGUGCUCGCAGCGGCCAACCCGCAGUUCGGGCGGUACGACCUGAGCAAGUCCCCCGUGGAGAACAUGAACUUGCCCGCGGCCUUGCUAUCCCGGUUCGAUCUGAAAUUUCUGCUCCUGGAUCACGUCAGCAAGGAAGGCGACAUCAAGCUGGCCAAGCACGUGCUGGAAACGCACCGGCACGGCACCGCGGAGGGCGGGAAAAAGAAGGGGGACGGCGUAUCCUGAGUAAAAACGUACCCACACCAGAGUCAGGAUGGGGAUUUUGCAACACAAACCUAGGAGUUUUGUGAGUCACGCAUGACAAGUUGCACUCUGCAGUGUAGUGCAGGUUAGCAAGUGCAGCCGCGCCACAGAUUCAUCUGCUCAUCCUGUUCACAGCAUCACAAAUUCCAAAACACGACUGGAAAUGGCUCUCAUGCGGAUGCGCGUUACAAGUUUUCCUGUCUUUGCAAAUCUGCAUUACAACUCUGGCGCGGGUACGUUUUUACUCAGGAUACGGCGGACCCGCGGGCGUGGGGUUGACCGAAGACGGCAAGUUCGACGUGAAAUUUCUGCGCGCCUACAUAAAACACGCCAAGAAGUUCGAGCCCCUGGUGCCGCGGAGCCUGGAAGAAAAAAUCGUGCUGCGCUACGUGGAAAUGCGCAAGGCGGAGCGCGACGAGAGCGCAGACCAGCGGAAGGACUACGUAACGCCGCGACAAUUGCUGGGAAUGAUCCGCUUGUCGCAGGCGUUAGCCAGGCUCAAGUACUACAUUUUGAUAAGAUAACAAGAAGGGACUUCAGGACUAGAUUUGGGUCUAUUUCAGUGUCGUCUUUGUUCUAGAGGUCCUAGGUUUCUUCAAACCAAGACUUGUAAGAGGCAGAGCGCAGAAGGAGACACAGUACCCGGUAUGUAUGCGAAGUAGAUGUUGGAAACAACAUCAAACAUAUAAACCAGGUUCAGCAACGUGGUGGACGAGCGUGACUGGGAGGAGGCCAUCCGCUUAACGGAUGAGAGCAAACGUUCCGUCCUCGUUGACGCCGACGAGGCCGAUGCAGAGGAUGACCGUGCGGCAUUCCAGCGGGAGAUGCGAUUGGACGAAGAAGACAACGACGAAGACGGCGUCAAUGAAGGAGCCAUGAACGAUCAGCUGGAAGGUUUUUUUUUUGUGAAAUUUUCCAAUGGAAAUUAUAAAUAAGAGCGAUGUGGCAGUGCUCCCUUCGUUUCGCACGACGGGGUUUUCGUUUUUUUUUUAUUUCCUUAACGUAGAGCAGCACAACACAACAGCAGUUUCAGUUUUAUACCGAAUCGGAAUUUUGAAUCUUAACACAGCGAUGCUUGGCGGCGGGUUAGACCACUUGACUGCGGAACAGCAAAACGAGCGGAUUAACCAGCAACUGCAUGAGGGGAACAACGAGGACUACAUGGGUGGCAUCUGGGACCUCAUGCGGGCGGAGUUCAUUAAGGUACUUUCAAAAAUCUUCCGUGAAAAAUUUCGAUUUGUGCGACCUUUGGAAUCAGAUAUCAGAACAGCUUCGCGGAGGUCGCACGUAGCAUCAUGAUCGGAUGCUGUUGUAUCAGGUAGAAGUAUAAUUUUUAGGUUCGAAAAGCAAAAACCACAUUAACAAUUUGCUGUUUCAAAACUCCUCAACCAGGCCGGGAAGGGCGAGCCACUGUUCGUCAGCGAGCUGAAGAAGAUGAUUACGAAGCGGGGGUUCAAUAACGCACAAUUCGACGAGACGCUUGAAUUUUAUGAGGAUAUGGGCAUUUUCGAGUACACCGACGGCACGAAGACCGCUAUCCUCGAAAAAAGCUAA
Molecule: messenger RNA, 4518 nt
Organism: Amoebophrya sp. A120
Lineage: Eukaryota; Dinophyceae; Syndiniales; Amoebophryaceae
Source: the annotation of a GenBank genome assembly